Messenger RNA from Lemur catta (Ring-tailed lemur), 2369 nucleotides. It is a transcript of the gene GDA, whose product is annotated as guanine deaminase. The record is from RefSeq and is a predicted model, not a curated record. Lineage: Eukaryota; Metazoa; Chordata; Mammalia; Primates; Lemuridae. Gene Ontology annotation, biological process: guanine catabolic process. Gene Ontology annotation, molecular function: zinc ion binding; guanine deaminase activity. The coding region runs from base 1 to 1365 and encodes 454 amino acids. Gene Ontology annotation, cellular component: cytosol. The transcript has 14 exons.
AUGUGUGCCGCCCAGAUGCCCCCCCUGGCGCACAUCUUCCGAGGGACGUUCGUCCACUCCACCUGGACCUGCCCCAUGGAGGUGCUGCGGGAUCACCUCCUCGGCGUGAGCGACAGCGGCAAAAUAGUGUUUUUAGAAGAAGCAUCUCAACAUGAAAAACUGGCCAAAGAAUGGAGCUUCAAGCCAUGUGAAAUAAGAGAACUGAGCCACCAUGAGUUCUUCAUGCCUGGGCUGGUUGAUACGCACAUCCAUGCCCCUCAGUAUUCCUUUGCUGGAAGUAAUGUAGACCUGCCACUUCUGGAGUGGCUGACCAAGUACACAUUUCCUCUGGAACACAGAUUCCAGAGCACCGACGUUGCUGAAGAAGUAUAUACUAGAGUUGUCAGGAGAACACUAAAGAAUGGAACAACCACAGCUUGUUACUUUGGAACAAUCCACACUGACUCAUCUCUGCUCCUUGCUGAAAUCACAGAUAAAUUUGGACAGCGAGCCUUUGUGGGCAAAGUGUGCAUGGAUUUGAAUGACACUGUGCCAGAGUACAAGGAGAGCACCGAGGAGUCGGUCAAGGAAACAGAGAGAUUUGUGUCAGAAAUGCUUCAAAAGAAUUAUUCUAGAGUGAAGCCCAUAGUGACACCACGUUUUUCCCUUUCCUGCUCUGAGACUUUGAUGGGUGAACUCGGCAACAUCGCUAAGACCCAUGAUUUGCACAUUCAGAGCCAUAUAAGUGAAAAUCGUGAUGAAAUUGAAGCUAUGAAAAAUUUAUAUCCCAGUUAUAAAAACUACACAGAUGUGUAUGAUAAAAACAAUCUUCUCACAAAUAAGACGGUGAUGGCGCAUGGCUGCUACCUUUCUGCAGAAGAACUUAACGUGUUCCAUGAACGAGGAGCAUCCAUCUCACAUUGCCCCAAUUCUAAUUUAUCGCUCAGCAGUGGCCUUCUAAAUGUGCUAGAAGUCCUGAAACAUGAAGUGAAGAUAGGGCUGGGAACAGAUGUGGCUGGUGGUUAUUCAUAUUCCAUGCUUGAUGCGAUCAGAAGAGCAGUGAUGGUUUCCAAUAUCUUUUUAAUUAAUAAGGUAAAUGAGAAAAGCCUCACCAUCAAAGAAGUCUUCAGACUAGCUACUCUUGGAGGAAGCCAAGCCCUGGGGCUGGAUAGUGAAAUUGGGAACUUUGAAGUGGGAAAGGAAUUUGAUGCCCUUCUGAUCAACCCCAAAGCAUCUGACUCUCCCAUUGACCUGUUUUAUGGAGAUUUUGUUGGUGAUAUUUCUGAGGCUGUCAUCCAGAAGUUCCUUUAUCUAGGAGAUGACCGAAAUAUCGAGGAGGUUUAUGUGGGCGGAAAGCAGGUGGUUCCAUUUUCCAGUUCAGUGUAAGACCUUCGGGCAGCUACGAAGUUCUCCUGGGAUAUGUGAUUCUGCAUCUCCCUUACGCCCCGGUGGAGUUAGAAAGUGAAAAAAUAGUACCUUGUUCUUGGGAUGACUAUCUCUUUCUGUGUCUAGUUACAGUAUUCACUUGACAAAUUGUUUGAAGGAAGUUGCACUAAUUCUCAACUCUGGUUGGCAGGGUUCGUGAUUUCAUAAAAACGUCUCCCUUUUGAGCUGCUCAGAUUUACUUUAAGCUCAAACAGAAGGGAAUGUUAUUGCUGGUGGUGUUUUUGUUAUGAGAUUUAAGUCAAAGCUUUUUCAUAUUUGGAAAUGUGGAAAGAAAAGAUAUUCCUAUAUGGUUAGGUAUUUUGAGUUGAUAAAUGCGAAAAUUAGAAAACUGAAAAUGAACCAGUGAGUAUAUUUUUAUGAGAGAACAAAAGUUAGACUGUGCACAAAUGUUGGAAAACCACUUCAGAUUGUGUUUGAAAAUUAUAUACUGAGCAUACUAAUUUAAAAAGAGAACUUGUUGAAUUUUAAAACGUGUUUCUGGAUUGACCUUGUGUUUUGGAAAUUUGCACUUAAUGGAAUUUGCACUUCAAAGAUAUGUUAUUGUUGUGCCUGCCUUCCUUGGGGAUGAAUGUCAGAAAUUGAAUGCUAUAUGCUUUCUUAAUAUAGUUUUGUGCUUCAAAGUGUUUGACAGAAGUUGGGUAUUAAAGACUUAAAGUCUCUUAGGAACAUUAUUCAUAUAACUACAUGGCAUAAAUAGCUGUAUUUUUGUGUGCUUUAACACCGUCUUCAUUUAUAACUGUGUGAUGUUAUAAUUGCUUCCAUUUUAUUAGAAGAGAAACAAACUCCAUACUCCAGUGUUGUAUAGGCUGGAGUCUUCAUAAACUGGGGCAAGUACUGGGCAUUUAGUAGCUGCUAAUACUGACAGGAACGGUCCGUUAUGAUAGCCUAGUCUACCCAAACAUUAUACCAUAGUUGCUGGAAAUUUCAUACUCAAAUAUCAAUCU